Messenger RNA from Acaulospora colombiana, 409 nucleotides. The record is from the annotation of a GenBank genome assembly. NCBI's taxonomy places the organism in Eukaryota, Fungi, Glomeromycota, Glomeromycetes, Diversisporales, Acaulosporaceae.
AUGACAGAAAACUCUCAGGAUCAACCUGAUUCCACACGGAAACCUUUGACGGAACGUCUUAAAAAUUUAAUUCCUUCGGUUAAAAAGAUUGUAUACUCAACAUGUUCGGUCUAUGCACAGGAGAAUGAACAUGUGGUUAAACGUGCACUGGAGCAGACAAAUAUAUUUGAGUUGGCCGAUAAGAAGGAUGUGAUGCCUUCAUGGCCAAGGCGUGGUAUUGCAAGCGAAAUGAGUGAUAAUGAAGAGGCAGCCGGAAAACUUGUGCGGUCAAUUCCAGAUGAGGAUUACACCAACGGAUUUUUCGUAGCUUGUUUUAUUCGAAAACCGAUUCAAGAUGGGGAUGGCGAGAGAAAUGGCAGGAAUGCAAUGGCUAACAACGUCAUAAAGAAAUCCAAGAAGAGGAAAAGGA